Prunus armeniaca (apricot) is the source of this 1770-nucleotide messenger RNA. Lineage: Eukaryota; Viridiplantae; Streptophyta; Magnoliopsida; Rosales; Rosaceae. The record is from the annotation of a GenBank genome assembly.
AUGCCUCCGUGCCUACUGCGUCACCUGCUUCUCCAAGAGUACGGCGAUCACGAAUCCAGUCACCAUGUCCAGUUUACUAGCUUAGAUGGACUGUGUUAUGGUAUGGUGAAGAGAUUUGGUGAUAUGCAGAUUUUUGGCCUGCGGAAAUGUGAGGAGGGGUGCAAGAUCCCUUCUUCCAGUUCAGAAAGCUGGGGCCCCGUUUUACCACCAAUUGGUCAAAUUGCGCGUGCAGUGAGCUUGGCUUUGACUCGCUCAAAUCUAGUAGCUCCUGGUGUUAUUGCCUUCAUAGUUGGAGAGUUUGCUCGGACACAGAGAACGUUGGCAGAAGCAGAAGGCCUCCCAACAAAAGACACUCUAUUUCUUCAUGCCCAAGAUGGACAUGUUUAUUUAACCUUAAUUUUGUUUUCACUUCUGGAGUGUAUUAUCUUGUUUAUCAGAGCAAUAUAUCUAGCAGUUUUGUUCUCACCAUGCAUAGCUAUGGCACCUUUUGCAAAGUCACUUGGCAUUCAGUUUAGGAAAAUAUGGCUUCGUGUUCUCCAUCUUACACUGGAAAAAGCAGGCCCGGCAUUUAUAAAAUGGGGUCAAUGGGCUGCUGCAAGACCAGAUCUCUUCCCAAGAGAUUUGUGUAGUGAACUUGCAAAACUUCACACUCAAGCUCCAGCACAUAGUUUUAACUUCACCCAGAAAAGUAUUGAGAAGGCAUUUGGUCGCAAGCUGCCUGAAAUAUUUGAGAAAUUUGAUAUGGAACCUGUGGCAUCAGGAAGCGUUGCUCAAGUUCAUCAAGCUAUACUCAAAUACAAAUACCCAGGUCAGCAGAUCAAGCCCAUGGUCGUUGCUGUCAAGGUUAGACAUCCAGGUGUUGGUGAAGCAAUUAGAAGGGAUUUUGUGAUUAUUAAUUGCAUAGCCAAAAUUUCGAGGUUCAUCCCUUAUUUGAAGUCUUUGAGAUUGGAUGAAAGCAUACAGCAAUUUGCCAUUUACAUGAUGUCACAAGUUGAUCUGUCAAGGGAAGCUGCACAUUUGAAUCGUUUUAUCUAUAAUUUUCGAAGAUGGAAGGACGUCUCAUUUCCAAGGCCUCUAUAUCCCCUGGUGCACCCGUCUGUUUUAGUGGAAACUUAUGAACAGGGCGAAAGUGUUAUGCACUAUGUUGAUGAGCUUGAAGGAAAUGAACCAAUAAAGAAUGCCCUUGCUCACAUUGGGACGCAUGCACUAUUAAAGAUGCUUCUGGUAGAUAAUUUUAUUCAUGCUGACAUGCAUCCUGGGAAUAUUCUUGUCAGAGUGUACCGUUGCAAGUCACCAAGUAAACAACUCUUUAGAUUGAGGCCUCAUGUUGUUUUCCUUGAUGUGGGCAUGACUGCUGAACUUUCUAAGAGAGAUCAAUUGAAUUUAGUGGAAUUCUUUAAGGCUGUAGCCCUUCGAGAUGGUCGAACUGUUGCAGAGUGCACCCUUAGAUUAUCUGGACAACAAGACUGUCCAAACCCAAGGGCUUUCAUUGAGGAAGUAGAAAGAUCUUUCAAAAUAUGGUACUCCCCAGACGGUGACAUCAUCCAUGCUGCUGAUUGCAUGCAUCAAUUGCUUGAGAAAGUUCAGCGGCAUAAAGUCCGAAUUGAUGGCAAUGUUUGCACAGUGAUGGUGACCACUUUGGUUCUUGAGGGGUGGCAACGGAAGCUUGAUCCAGGAUAUGAUGUGAUGCAAACUUUACAGACAUUGCUUUUUAAGGCUGACUGGGCAGAGUCCCUCUCUUACACCAUUGAAGGACUCAUGGCCCCAUAA